UAAAAAGAAAAGUGCUUUCAGCCUGUUUUAGAACCGAAAUAUGAUGCCAUUUAAAACUUGAAUCCUAGACAGUGCUGGUCCUAGGAAUCUUCGUCAUGAUUUCUCUGGCUGUCUCCAUCUUGUGUGCUGCUGUAGCAGCAGCCCCGGCUGUAAACGAAAGCUGGAAAUUCUCUACGGCUCCCUUAGCCAAGCAGGACUACGACUUCCUAUCCACGCUCCCUCAGAGCCGGGCCGGAGCCCAGCUCCCCGGCUUCAAGUACAUCUACGUGGAAGCCGGAGGUCAGAAGACCAACGUGCUGGACCACAGCCGGUACCAGCUGGAGAUUGCCGGCUCCCCCGGCACCACAUACAACGCCAUCAACGCCGCGGCCGACUUUGUCAUCAAGAUGACCAAACACAUGUCCGGCACCUUGUUCCAGAGCGUGGCCACACAGUCAAGCCUCGGCAUCUUCUCCGCGCGUGAGAAGCUGAUCGUGUUCCCUGAGUACAAGCAUCUGGCUAACGGCAAUUGUGGCACCUCGUGUGAAGGGACCUGCUCUCACACCUGCACGUUUGACGGCCGGAAGUACGAGGACAUUGCCGGGGUCGGGGGUCGCCGGGCCGUCAUUCUAGACGACAACGUCCUGUGCACGGCCCUGGACCCGUACCACCACAACCUGAACGUGCUGUCCCACGAGUACACACACACCAUCCACCAGUACAGCCUGGACGCCGCCAGCAAACACCAGAUCACCACCGCCUACAACUCCGCCCGACAAGCCCAAAGGUGGGAUCUACAUUCCUACGCCAUGGCAGACGAGAAGGAGUACUUCGCCGUGGGCGCGUCCGUCUUCUUCGGGGUCAACAAAAAUGGCCGCGAAAACUCCGGGGGGAUGAACAUCUGUGGGUCGGGGUACUGUGUAUCGGAGACCCAGGCCCGGGCCCACCUUCAGUCAGGGGACAGCUUGUUGUACGCGGCACUGAGUCACGUGUUUACGGCUGACCGCCCGUCCUUGACCAGCAGCCUUACCAUCUGUCCUGUCUCUUCCGUCAUUGGAUAAAAUUACUAUCUCGUCAAGUGAUCUGCUUCUACCAGAAACCAUUGAAAAGUACAUUUGUAAAAAAAAAAAAACAACAACAAACAAACAUAAAAAAAUAGUUAAAAUUUGUUGUGUUAUUGGUUAAUUUUCAAACAAUUUUUCUUACAAGAAUUAAAUUGGUUUAUUUAAUAAGUCAAACAGAUAUUUGCUUGAAGAAAUACUAGCAAAAGAUAUGUGAGUAAACAAGUAAUAAAUAAAACAUUUGUCUGCAUG
This is a messenger RNA of Physella acuta, 1292 nucleotides long. RefSeq lists its product as uncharacterized. Gene Ontology annotation, molecular function: metallopeptidase activity. The record is from RefSeq and is a predicted model, not a curated record. NCBI's taxonomy places the organism in Eukaryota, Metazoa, Mollusca, Gastropoda, Physidae.